AUGUCGUUUCCAUCCAAGUGUACACUCCCUGCGUUUCCGUCUAGAUUUGAUGGGACGGGCGAUGCGGUUGAACACAUAAAAAUGUAUACUAUGUCGCUAAUCCAAUGGAAGAACAAUGAGGUGGUAAUGUGUAAGUUCUUCCCAGCAAGCCUAGAGGGCGAGGCGAGGAACUGGUUCUACGCGCUUUCACCAGAGUCGAUCGACAGUUAUGAGGAUCUAAUUGAAGCCUUCUUAGAAACUUACAUGCAUAACAGUAGACCUUGGCCCAGAGUAAAUAGAUUGUCCACUCUGGCUCGAAGGUUCAAAAAACCCCUCAGAUCAUUGACUGAUCGGUGGAGAAAACUGUGCAUAGAGAUUGGGAAAGUACCAGUCGAUCAACAGAUCUUUGGAUUCGAAAAUGCGUUGGGAAGGUCGGACCCCAUCUGGAUAGCCAUGUUUACUGAAAAACCGCAAACACUGAAAGAAAUGCGGAAAAUGCAAGAACACUACAUCGCACUGGAAGAGAUUCAAGAAGAAGCGAGGGGUAGGGGAGUACAAGAGGCUAGUGCAACAAUUAGGGCGACCCCAGGCGACACUCCCCGACGGCCCGAGAAGCGACCAGACCCACCACCACGAGGAAACGGGAAGAAGGAGUGGAUAACAAAAGGGAAAAAGCCGAGACACGAGCCGAGAGCCUACACCCCAUUGAACGUACCAUUGGAAGAAAUUUUCAAGGAAUUCGAGAAGAGGAACAACAUCAUCUACCCGGCAUCAAGGGGGGUACAGUUCGAAGAAACCAAGGACCACCCCGAGUAA
Papaver somniferum (opium poppy) is the source of this 795-nucleotide messenger RNA. RefSeq lists its product as uncharacterized. Lineage: Eukaryota; Viridiplantae; Streptophyta; Magnoliopsida; Ranunculales; Papaveraceae. The transcript has a single exon. The record is from RefSeq and is a predicted model, not a curated record. Bases 1 to 795 code for a protein of 264 amino acids.